AUGCCUUCACAAGUUGCCUCGUCUUGCGUCAGCCUUCCUUCGUCCUCAGCGGCCCUCAAGGCCGCGUCGCGUUUCUCCCUGCACGCGUUGAGCCCUCGAUCGUGGGCGGUAGCCUUUGCGCGCACAUCCAUACUCGCCGUUCUGGAGGAUGCGAUUGGCAUCGGGCAUCUUACAAUCUCUGAUUCCGAAGGGACACACUACUAUGGAAAAUACCAAAAAGGAUGCAAUGAUGUGCAUCUCACUAUUAACAAUGACACUUUCUGGUUAAGAAUUCUACUGUCUGGCGAUCUCGGCUUCAGUGAGGCCUAUAUGAUUGGCGACAUCGAGGUAUCCAGCCUUCAGGGAGCUAUGCGGAUAUGGCUAGAGAAUGAAUCCGGAAUGGCGGAAACUCUCUCAUCCACAGUUGCGAAGGUAUCUGCGGCGAUCACUGGGAUUUACAACAGCUUCCUUGGCCAGACGCGCUCUCAAGCGCGUCUAAACGUAAUCGCCAGCUAUGAUCAGUCAAAUGCUUUGUUCCAGGCAUUCUUGAGCAAGGAGAUGAUGUACUCGUGUGCCCUUUGGAGCGAAGCAGAGGGUGGCGUUCGCGGAGACCUCGAGAUGGGUCCGACACCUGGGGAUCUGGAAGCAGCUCAACGACGAAAAAUCCACCACGUUCUUCGUACGGCACGUGUGAAACCGGGAAACAGAAUUCUCGAGUUCGGCAGUGGAUGGGGAGGUCUUGCUAUUGAGGCUGCUCGCUCUUUCGGCUGCGAAGUUGAUACGUUGACGCUAUCUAUAGAACAAAAAAUCCUUGCAGAAGAACGUAUCAAAGACGCCGGCUUAGAGGGGCGAAUCCGAGUCCACCUUCUCGAUUACCGGGAAAUUCCAGCCGAAUUUGAAAAGGCAUUCGACGCUUUUGUUAGCAUAGAGAUGUUAGAGCACGUUGGCACCAAACACUAUAACACAUACUUCAAACUUGUUGACUUUGCUCUAAAGUCCAAAAACGCAACAGUUGUUGUCACGUCUUCCACGUUCCCAGAGUCCAGAUUCUCUGGCUAUCAGGCCGAGGAUUUCAUGCGCAAAUACAUGUGGCCAAACUCUUGCCUACCCAGCGCAACAGCUUUGAUUACUGCUGCCCAAGCUGCAUCACAAGGCCGCUUCACCCUGGAGGGCGUUGAGAACCAUGCUGCCCAUUAUCCUCGGACUCUUCGGGAAUGGGGCAGGCGUUUGGAGGCAAACUUGACACAAGAUCUCAUCUCAAGAGACUACCCAUCUCUUCGAGACGUACAUGAGUAUGCCGCGUUCAAACGCAAGUGGGAGUACCUCUUUGCAUACGCUGGCGCUGGUUUCGCAAAGGGCUAUAUUACGUGUCAUAUGCUCACCUUUAUCCGCCAGAACGAUACACCAGCAGUAUGCUGUGAUUGAGUGAUCCUCUUUCCACAAUUAAAUGAACGGAGGAGGAAGUGCCACCUAGGGCGCUUGGGAUGUAUUAUUAUCACCUUAUCUUGCACUCUAACUAGACGUCAACUAGAAUUACCAGUCGCACCACCAUGGAAGGAACUUUAAUGAUUACCAGCUAUUCAGCACAUAUGUAUUGCUAAACGAUAUACUACUCUUUUCCUGU
Molecule: messenger RNA, 1603 nt
Organism: Laccaria bicolor S238N-H82
Lineage: Eukaryota; Fungi; Basidiomycota; Agaricomycetes; Agaricales; Hydnangiaceae
Gene: cfs3-1
Product: cyclopropane-fatty-acyl-phospholipid synthase
Exons: 11
Coding region: 1-1404 (467 amino acids)
Biological process (GO): lipid biosynthetic process
Source: RefSeq, a predicted model, not a curated record